GGGGCAUAGGCGUUUUGGGCGGUGUGGGUGUCCGCGCUCCAUCUGUCCGGGAGUGGGGUGUUUGGGAUGCGGGCGGCUCCAGGGUCCCACCAGGAAGAAGGAGCUGUCAGUUUAGGCUGGAGCAGCACGGGGUCCGUCAUCUGUCCGUGAACAGAACGGCCUCUCCCAGGCCGAUUUGUGAUAGGCCGGGUCACCAGUGGUGUUUCCCCGCGUGUACGAGAAGCCAUCCCGCCCUUCAGAACAGAAACCUCUGUUCACAUCAGAGCAUGUGGAGAUGGAGAUCCUGCCUGCUUUGCAGGUCCAGGCCUUGACAGCCUGAAAUCUUCAUGGUUAAUGAGAGGAGGCGAAUUUAUAUCUAUGAGAACCAGGGUGGAACUUCUAGGCCAAGUGGCCUUGAGUUUCAGAGCCUGGAUAAAUGAGAUGAGAGUUGUGCUCCCCUUUCCAUGGCAAGCAUAUAUUAAGGCAGGCAGGUAUGCGGUCUUGGAAAGACAACUGAAUGUCACCAGGUGGAACUAAAACGAGCCUCUGCUCUUGUGAGACCCCAGCCUGGAGUCCUGCAUCCAGCUCUGGAGCCCUCAGCACAGGAAAGACAUGCACCUGUUGGAGAGGGGCCGGAGGAGGCCACAAAGCUGGAACAGCUCAGCUGUGAGGACAGGCUGGGAAAGUUGAGGUUGUUCAGCCUGGAGAACACUCUGGGGAGACCUUAUUGUGGCUUUUCAGCCGUUAAGAGUGGCCUAUAAGAAAGAUGGGGACAGGCUAUUUAGCAGGGCCUGUUGCAAUAGGACAAGGGGUAAUGGUUUUAAACUAAAGGAGGGGAGAUUCAGGCUAGAUGUGAGGAAGACAUUUUUUACAAUGAGGGUGGUGAAACACUGGCCCAGGUUGCCCAGAGAGGUGGUAGAUGCCCCAUCCCUGGAAACAUUCCAGACCAGGUUGGAUGGGGCUCUGAGCAACCUGAUCUGGUUGAAGAUGUUCCUGCUCAUUGCAGGGGGUUGCACUAGGUGACCUUUGAAGGUCCCUUCUAACCCCAGCUAUUAUGUGACUCUAUGGAAAUGGGUAUUUAUUGAAACUUACAGUGGUGCAGAGAUGUCAAAAGAAGAAAGUCUGCUUGUUCCGGAUGCCAUCCGAGGCUGGAGACUUGAAAGUCCUGCAGCAGGUCUCACUGAAACCAUUACUGUUCUGAAACAUAGAGUACUGCCCAUUGCAUUGUGCCAAGAGGUUUCACAGGGGUGGGAAGAGGUAACCUUGCUGGCAUCCAGGGCAGCAGCAUCCAGGCAAGUCACUGUUGAAACAUUCUGAAAAAGUUGCUGUGGAUCAAUUUGUUUUCAAACCAAAGGUGAUGUGGAACAAAAUGAGGGAAAGUAGUUCCAGCAAACUGGAGUUCCUGCUUUUUUAUAUGCCUUGUCCUGGAUGCCCAGUACAAAUAAGUGAAAGAAUGUAUCAGACUUUUGAAGAGACUUUAAAAAAAAAUUAUUUAACGUGGUAUAUUUGAAAAUACAAAUAUUUAUUGUCAAUGUUGUUAACUUCUUGCUUGCAGCUGAGCAGUCAUGCUUUUAAAUAACCACUGUUUUUUUAUUAGAGUAAUGGAUUUGUAGUUAAUCUCCAGAACUGAAUCCACUUGUCGUGGGACUUGAUUACUGUCAGCUUUACUAAUAUACAGUCAGUACAAAUAAGGUUCUUACAGCAACAAUUUGUUUGUUAGUUUGUGGCUGAUUUUUUGUUUUUGUUUUGUUUUUUUAACUUCUAAAGUUUGUAUCAGCAUAUAGUCUGUACAGUGCAAUACUGCCAGUUUUGAUCAUUGAGAGUAGUACCAUGCUGUGUGAAUGCUUUUGGUGAUUUCAGCAGCUGCUGUAAACAGGUCUGUAAAUCUCAAGCCUGAGGCUUGUUGCCAGCUGAAUCUGAGUUCCUUAAUCUGUUUGGACAGCCUUAGCAGCCUAUAGCUAAUUCUGGCAUAAGGAUAAGGACUACAUACAGAGCUGCAUGCUGACUUCUGCAUCUCUUAUAGAGGAUCUUUGUGAGAAUGCCCGUGUUCUUCUGUCUCUUAAACUUUAUAUCUGGAUCACAAAGUAGCCGUAAUUUGGAGGAAACUAGUGAAUAUCGUGCUCAGUUAUGAGAAGACAUUCACCAAUGUAAAACAGGCUGGAAGAAGGUUUCUCUAAGAAAAUAAAAGAACAUAGAAUCCUUUAAUAAAAAGGAAGACAUUUAGAGUUUCAUAAGGUACUGGCUAUCCGGGCCUUAAAAAAAAAAUGAACCGUUAUACAAUCAUGAAACAACUGGGUGAUGGCACCUAUGGCAGUGUGUUGAUGGGGAAGAGCAACGAGUCAGGAGAGCUUGUGGCUAUCAAAAGAAUGAAAAGAAAGUUCUAUUCAUGGGAUGAAUGUAUGAAUUUGAGAGAAGUCAAGUCUCUGAAGAAGCUAAAUCAUGCCAAUGUAAUAAAAUUGAAAGAAGUUAUACGAGAAAAUGACCACCUUUACUUUAUAUUUGAAUACAUGAAGGAAAAUCUCUAUCAGUUAAUGAAGGACAGAAACAAGUUGUUCCCUGAGUCAGUCAUCAGAAACAUGAUGUAUCAGAUAUUACAAGGGCUAGCUUUUAUCCAUAAACAUGGGUUUUUUCAUAGAGAUAUGAAGCCUGAAAACCUUCUCUGUAUUGGACCAGAACUUGUGAAAAUAGCAGAUUUUGGGCUGGCUAGAGAACUAAGAUCUCAGCCACCUUAUACAGAUUAUGUUUCUACCAGGUGGUACCGAGCUCCUGAAGUUUUGCUAAGAUCGUCUAUUUAUAGCUCACCUAUUGACAUGUGGGCAGUUGGCAGCAUAAUGGCUGAAUUAUACACACUAAGACCUCUUUUCCCAGGCACAAGCGAAGUGGAUGAAAUCUUCAAAAUUUGCCAAGUCUUGGGGACUCCAAAAAAGAGUGAUUGGCCAGAAGGAUACCACCUUGCUUCUGCCAUGAAUUUCCGUUUCCCACAGUGUGUCCCUAUAAGCCUAAAAACACUCAUCCCAAAUGCAAGCAAUGAAGCAAUACAGCUUAUGAGUGAUAUGCUGAACUGGAAUCCGAAGAAGAGACCUACAGCAAGUCAGGCUUUGAAGUACCCUUACUUUCAAGUUGGGCAAGUUCUAGGACCUCCUCCACAGUAUCUGGAGAAGCAGGCUCCUAUUAAACCAGUUCAGCCAACAGAGGCAAAGCCAUCUUUACCCAAACUGGAAGCUAUAUCCAAGCCAGAACCUCUGUCUUCACCUGAUGUACCUGAAAAAACACCACCACAGCCCCUGUCAAAGGUUAACCACCAGCCUCUCCAGCAAAUUCAGUUGCCUCAGAAUACAACUAACCAGCAAGUACCAAAACAGCAGCAGCCACAGGCACAACCAUUUUUUCCCUCUAUCAAUAAAAAUUCAUCACCAAAACAAGCAGUUAGUGGCUCUCAGAAUGGUGCAGGAGGUCUUAAAAACUGCAGAAGACGAUGGGGUCAGACUUUGGUAAAGGCUGUGGAUAGCUGGGAUGACUUAGAUGACAAUGAAUUUGGAAUAUCAUGUUCAAAGAAGCCUAGCAUUGCACUGUUAAAAGAAAAGAAAAACAAGGAAUGUCUUUUUAGUGUGCCAGAACCAAAAGCUUCACGCUGUAUCCAACCAGGAGGGGAAAAUAAGGUUCUGAUGAGAAAUGAUUCUGGAAGAUCCAAUACAUCAGCAAAACAGUACUAUCUAAGACAAUCAAGAUAUCUACCUGGUGUAAACCCUAGAAGUGUCUCUUUAGUGGCAGUCAAUAAAGAGGGAUCACAUGGAACGUGGAACAACCAGUUGUUUUCGAAACCGCUCGCACAUACUGGAGGAGGAGUGACUUUCAACAGAAAUACUACAGAUGAGAACUUAAUUAUACCUAUUGAAAAGCUAUCAUGCAAAGAAAGAUUGAAUGAAAAAUUAGAGGAUCCAAAAGGAAAUCCUGGCUUUGCGAGUGGUGCUGCUUACAACCCAUCAGGAGUAUAUGUCCCCUCCUUUCAUAAAAAAGAAGUUGGAUCAGCUGGACAACGGAUACAGCUAGCUCCUCUUGGUGCACCUGUCUCAGAUUAUUCUUGGAAAACCAAAGCUGUUCAUGCUCAGUUACCAGGUCCUACUUUCAGUCCAGCAGCAAAAAACAUGACUAUUUUAAAUCGCCCACCAACUAUUCAGUCAGUACAUGGACGAACAGACUGGGUGGCUAAAUAUGGAGGAAAUAGAUAGAAAAUGCCAUCCUGUAUAGAUAUUAUUUGAGCUGUGUUCAGUUCUCCUGCACUGGAAAACUAUUUGCUGAAACUUCUCCUAAGACUAAGCAACAGUAAAGAAGAAAAAAAGACCUUGUGUUCUGUUACCUGUGGAAGAAUAGUACAAUACCAUGUAAAAUAUUUGCUAUAAAGUAGGAUUUGUUGAAGUAUUGUGUAAAGCAUAUUGCCAAAACUACUGAGAAGUAGGUUUCACUCGACAUGCUUUCCUAGAUGGAUCUCCUACCAUCAUACUCCUAAAACAAGUUAUGGUGGCUCGCCCAAUUCAACGUCCACUAUUGGCUUAUGUUUGCUUUCAUGUACACAAGCAGCUAGAAGCAGGGCUAAAGCAGAGCAGCACCAAGCUUUCAGGUAUUAGGCUGCUUCCUCACCAAAAAGAUAAGAGUGAAAGCACAGAUGGGGCUUCGUGAAGACCACCACACUCUCAUACAAGAAUUUCAGAACUCACUUGUACUUAAGAGUUACUUAGGGUCUGUAAUGUCCAAAUAUUCGUAAUAGCAAUGAAAACCUAGCUCCUUGUAGCGGAACACAAGCAAUCCACUGAUAAAUACUACCCAAGUCUAAAAACUUGGCUCAUGUAAGGCUAUAGAAUGAUGUAGCAAUAUUGGAAAAUAGCUAAACAAGUAUUAAGUGGUAGACUUGCCUCACCAAGGUGUAGUGAAGCCUAAAAAUUAGCUGCUACUGUUAUAAUUAACUUAUGACUGUUUUGAAGAUCUGUGGAGAUUUAUAUCUGCCCUGUCAAGGGAGUGUCACAGUGACAUUUUAAGGAGCCUGAAUCACUGCAGUCUAUCAGUCAUUUCAAGGGUGAAUUAGCCAAAAAGGCCUAAAUUAUUAGUAAACUCAUCUUUCUACUUGUCUUUAUUGGGUGAUCAAACUAAAGUACAGCAUUUGAAUAAGCUGCAUGAGGAACAAUAUUGGGCUGUUCUUCCGCUUUUUGGUUUAGACCUUAAAGGCCAACUUAGGUACCUGAAAACAGACACAAACUUUAAUAAUGCAAUACCUCACUGUUUAUAUGCUCAUUAAGUACUUUGUCUGGUUUCUAUGCUAAGUUUUAUAGUAAUAUCCCACGAAAGACCUCACAAUGUACAAUAAAUUGUUUUUAGGAUGUUGAACUAAGCUACAUCUGUUAACAGCUGCACUUAGAAUAGAUGCUUUAGAUUUAGUAGUUACAUUAAACCUGCCAUUUUAAGUACAAAAUGAGUAUGUUCUUUAAAGAUGUAAAACUGUUCAUGAUUAAGCAUUGUAAAAAAUAAAUGUAUUUGUAUGGCUUUUAUAACUGCAUAUAAAAAUUUAAAUGCCUGUUGUUGA
Messenger RNA from Columba livia (rock pigeon), 5554 nucleotides. It is a transcript of the gene MAK, whose product is annotated as male germ cell associated kinase. Gene Ontology annotation, biological process: protein phosphorylation; intraciliary transport; cilium assembly. The transcript has 16 exons. The record is from RefSeq and is a predicted model, not a curated record. Gene Ontology annotation, cellular component: cytoplasm; nucleus; cilium. Lineage: Eukaryota; Metazoa; Chordata; Aves; Columbiformes; Columbidae. Gene Ontology annotation, molecular function: protein serine/threonine kinase activity; ATP binding. Bases 2244 to 4208 code for a protein of 654 amino acids.